UAUUUAUUUUUAUUAUUUUUUAUUUUUAUUAUAUAUUAUUUAUUAAUAAGUAUAAUAAAUAUUUUGAUAAUUUACAAUAAUAUUAAUAAAAAAAUACAUAAUUAUUGAGUAUAUAUUUUCAUGCAGCUAAAAGUAAUAGUCCAAAUAAUAAUGUAAAUUUUCAUAAAAUGUAUAUAAAUCCCUAUAUAAAUACAUAUUUUAGGGAAAUUUAUUAGCACUAUUGGCAAGCAUGUAACUCAAUGUCAUGCUUCAAGGUAAACUAUCGAUGACGUCAGUGCACGUCAUUUAACAAGUGGGAGUGGAUGGAUAGAUGUCGGCAACCGUGGUGGCUCUCGCGAAUAAUCGCACACGAAAUUCGCAACAGACGAUACCGUAUCGUCGCGAUAAUGUCGCGUGCCUCUUAGCGAUGUAGUUUUCGUGGUGGAGAAAAGAAGCGAAAAAAAAAGAAACAGAAAAAACGAAGAAAAAAGCUACAUCGCCACACGUGUUUCCGCGGUAAAUGGAAAAACACCGAAAUCGGUUUGCGCAUGCCCGGCCACUGAUGACGUCACGAAAAUUGUGCUUUUGAUCAAACUCGCUCUCUCGUCGUUCCUUUUUUUUUUCACCGUGGAUGUAAUAAUGUGGAAAGUGAAAUAACUGCACGGAAAAGCUCUGUAGGAGCCGCGGAGAAGCCGGUGAAAAUCGACAAUCGUCGUGAAUGCAACACCGACCCUGUAUUUUGGCUCCUACAUGCAAUAGAAAGUGUUUUUAAUAUUCCAUCCAGUGGUUCCGAAGAACUGUUUCAUCUUUAUAACGCUACAAAAAUGGGUCGGAAGAAGAUUCAAAUUUCGCGCAUCACGGACGAACGGAAUCGUCAGGUGACCUUCAACAAAAGGAAGUUUGGGGUAAUGAAAAAAGCAUAUGAGUUGUCGGUACUAUGCGAUUGUGAGAUCGCUCUGAUUAUCUUCAGUUCGAGUAACAAGCUAUAUCAGUAUGCAAGCACCGACAUGGACAAGGUUCUUCUCAAGUACACCGAGUACAACGAACCCCACGAGUCUCUUACCAACAAGAAUAUCAUCGAGGCACUCAACAAGAAGGAACAUAAGGGCGCCAUGUCCCCAGAAAGUCCGGAGCCUGACGCGAUCGAGUACAAUCUUACUCCGCGCACCGAAGCCAAAUACACGAAGAUUGACGAGGAGUUCCAACUAAUGAUGCAGAGGCACCAACAUAACGGCACUCGGGCAAUGGGACAAUCUAAUUACUCUCUACCUGUAUCCGUACCAGUGAAUAGUUAUGGCGAAUCUCUACUUGGAUCUAGUCCUCAAAUAGCACAUACCAGCAUUUCUCCAAGACCAUCGUCUUCUGAAACAGAUUCAGUGUAUCCACCAGGAGGAAUGUUGGAGAUGAGUAAUGGUUAUCCACCAUCAGCAUCACCAUUAGGAGGUUCACCUAGUCCAGGUCCUUCACCGGCACUAGGAGUUGGAGGAGGCAGUGCAAACAAAGGCAGUAAUCCAUCUAGGCAUUCGCCGCAACCUCCACCUCCUCCACCGCCGCCUCAUCCUCACAGGACUAAUCUUCGAGUAGUUAUACCAACACCUCUUACACAACCUCUUUCCGAAGAUACUAGUUAUGAUAAUGGCCAUACACAAUCUGCAUUAAAUACACCGGUAGUAGCAUUGCAAACACCAUCAGUUCCAGCUGGAUACUCUAGUUUCGGACCUACCGAUUAUUCCUCGGACCUUGGAAGUUUAGCCUGGUCUCAUCAGAGGUACGUUGAUGACUUAUCAAUGUAUUCGGCAGCCACCAUGUCCAGUAUCAGUGGUCUUCCUCAUCUAGCCGUAUCAAGUAGUACACCACCGCCUGCCACAUCGCCAUUACCAGUGAAAAUAAAGAGCGAACCGAUUAGUCCACCUCGAGAUCCUCACGGUGGCAACAGUGGCUCAAAUAGUAGUGGGCCAAGUAAUAGCAACCUUCAUCAUACAGCCCUGAAUGUUGGACCUUCGUCGAGUACCGGUGCACCACCUCCACAUCAUGUACCUCAUCCUGGCCCACAAUCAUUGAAUCUUGUGUCGAACAGACCUAGCAGUAAUCCACCGCCGUCUCACUCCGGAAGUAUAACACCAACAAAUCUUCCAUCUCCAGGUAGUGCAACGGUGGCAGACAUUCGAACGAGUCAUUCUAACACCGGAGGAAAUGGUGGGAACAACUCAGACUAUGAGAACGGACCACUUAUGAAGCGUUCCAGAAUCACUGAGGGCUGGGCGACUUAAUAUCAAUCGUAAAAGUUAAUCGCUCGAUCGUUUCAUACCUCUACGUACAACGGCGUAUAGUGCUUUUGUGAGAAGUUCCGGAACUUGAAGUCAAAAACUUGUUACAUUAUUUACACACGUUCGGCCAUGGUUCUUUUUUUUUCUUGUGGUUGGGUGCGCGCGUGAAAUGAAGAACGAUUUUCGCAGAAAUCCAACUUGGCUGGACGAAGUUUGUUUAUAUAUUUUAAAGUCCACACAUAUACACACGCACGCACAUACAUACAAACACAUACAUGGACACGUACAUACAAAUAUAAAGAUACAUUUGUUUGACGAUUAACGGUGCCAUAAUGUUGAAGCGUUACACGUAUAUAUAUAUUAUAUAUGAUGGAUACAUAUAUAUAUAUGUAUAUAUAUAUGUAUAUAUAUGUAUAUAUAUAUAUAUAUACAUAUAUAUAUAUAUACAUAUAUUUUCAUGUAUAUAAUACGGAAAUUGUUUGUAUAUAUUUCAUUAAUUCAUUGUCAUUUUCUUCGUGAUAUGGCAUAUUGUGUCUUUGAUACUUGUCGCUAUGGCGAAAGUUAUUCCUUUCGAAAUAAAGAAAGGAAAUGGCGGUACAUUUAGGACGGAUAUUAAGACAUGAAAACCGGAAGUAUAGCAUUUCGGAGGUUAAGUGCAUCGACAACCGAAUUUCUAAGAGCUUGCGAAUGUCUAAUGAUUUCACAAUUUAGAGAUUUAUAAAUAAAUGUACUUUGUUACUUGUUUUUUGUGCGUUAUAAUGGUAGAUAGGUACAAUCCGCGGCAUAAUCCGUUAAUUGAUGUUUUUAAUUAAUAUCGAGAGCAAUAAACAUUAUUUCUCUCUUAAUUGAAUACCUAGUCAGAGAAUAAUGAUAUUUGAUUAGUAUAUAAAUUUUAAUUUUACAAUUCUUUUUCUUCUUUUUUUAAUGCAAUAUCUUUUUCCUUUACUCUGAAAAAACUGUACUCUUUAAAUCAUAAAAAAAUCAUUCAAACAUAUUAUUAGAAAAUGUAUUAUACUCAUACUCAUAUGUGUAUUAACCCGUAUAUUUUAAAGAAUUGUUAAAUGUUGAUUUGUUUUUAAAUAGUGGAGUUUUUUUCUUUUUUUUUUUCGUUAGCGAACUAUAAUUAACGGUCUAUGUCCGCUAAUAGAAAAAAAAAUGUUGAAUGAUUAAUCGGCUACUGUACUCAAAAUAAAUAUGAUAUUCUGUAGAAAAAAUAUGCUCGAAAAUUAAUAUAUUGAUCAUUAUAAGAUGAUAAAAAAGAUACAUACAUAUUGUAUGUGAAAUAAGCAUCUAAUAAUGUUGACAAGAAAGAAAAGUAUAUACACACGAACUUGUAUAUGUAUACAUAUAUACAUAUGUUAUAUACAUUUUCCACAAGUAUUUUGCACAUUUGAUAUGAAAAGAAAAAGAAAGACAUAGAAGGAAGAUACUUUGCAACCCUUAAUGCCGAAGUCGUACACAACGAGAGCUUGCACUUCUGCGAGCAUAUAUCUUCAAAUAAUAAUACAUGAGAAUUAAUAAAUUUGUUUGAACAGCAUUUAAAUACAAUAAUUAUUGCACACAUAAUUUUUCUAUAACAAUGGAUCACAAUUAAAUUAAAUGUGAAAUAUAGAGUACGAAUAUCUAUUAAUAUAUCUUAUAAAAUGCUUCAUUAGUGAAAUCCAUGAUUAAUUGGCAAUAUAGGGUUGCAAUUGUAAAGUACAGAAAAUCUUCUUCCUAAAUAAAACUGCUUUCAAGAUGGUCUCAGCCUAUGCUUUACUCAAUCUCAGGAUGUAUUCUGAUAUGAACUGUUCUCAAGAGUCAUAUUUGGUACAUUACUGUAAUUAAUUAACGUUAUUAAUGGAAUACACAAAUGAUAUAUAAAUAAAUAGUGCCUGGCACCACAUGUUGCCCUCCUGCAGGUUGACUUGUUCACGUUGUCUGCAAAAGAUAACUUGUCGACGAAUUAUAUGUAAAAGAAAAGUAUAUAUCUUACGGAAAGAUACGAUAAAAGUAGACUAAUAAGUAAUAAAAUAAAUAUAUGAACAAAAUGAGAAAGAAAAAAUGAAUAAGAAAGAAUAGAAGAUAAUAUCCAUAUUAUAAAUUAGUAAAAUUAUAAAUUUUGUUUUACAACAUUUUGUCGACGAAUUAACAACUUGGAAAGUCAAUCUUGCUUCUAUUAUAACCGAAGAUUAUAUUAUACGUAAGUUAAAAAAGGAAAAGAAAGAAGAGUCGUAUGAAUCUUCGAUAUUAAUUUGUUUCUUUACUAAUGUUACAAUUAGAAAUAUAUUUGAUGACUGUACGAACAAUCGGUGUGUGAAACAUAAGAUAUAUAAUGUAUAGUCACUAAUGAUUAAUCACAAAUUUUUAAAAUGAUCACAAAGUGCAAUCUCUUAGCCAACACACUUUUUUAUCAAAGAAAAAAAAGUAUAAAGAAAUUGUUAUUUUUCAUAACGAAAAAAGUAAGAUUUAAUGUAUUAAAAAAAAAUUAUAUAUAUAUAUAUAUAAUUAUAUACAUAUAUAUAUAUGUCUCCACUAGUUAUUAAACAUUUUCCUAUUGAUGCAAAAUUUAUUGUAUUUGAACUGAUAUAUAUGUAUAUAUAUAUAUAUAUGUAUAUAUAUAUAUAUAUAUAUCUCUUAAGUGUACAUGCCUGAAGUAAAUUCUUAAAAAGUAACCUGCGAUACGAUUACAUCGGUUCCAAUUCUUAAAUCAUUGCAGGUGGAUCUCUCAAAAUCUCUGAAUAAUAUAAUUACUUCUUAAUUACUCGACAUUAUACGAUUAUUUCUCGGCGAUAUUUCAAAAACCCAGUGUUAUUAUGUGCUUCAUUUGUUUGUAUAAGACAAAGUAAUUUGCACAAAUUUUCAUCUAUAAUUAGUAAGAAUAAUGAUAUGUAAAAUCUCAUAAAGGUUCGCUGAAUGAAUUUGGCACAAGAUAUAAUUAUUAAUUAUAAAUGAGACAAUUGAUAAGCUUUUUAUAUUUUAAAAAAUGAUUUUAUAAAAUUUUUUUAACUUAAUUAAAAUAAAAUAAAAGAUUUUGUUUAUUUUAUAUUUUGACAUUACAAAUAAAAUAUAAGAUAUUGAAGAAGUUUAUGGUUUUUUAAAAGUAUAUGCAUCUUAAACUUAUGAAAAUAUAUAAUAUUAUAUAUACAUAUAUAUGUUAAUAAAUUCUUUCUUCAAUUUUUUACCCUUAGUGCACAAAAUCUAAAAAUCAAUUUUCGAUUAUAAUAUAUAUAGAUUUUAUACAAAAUUAUGAAGCAUAUAAUAUUCUUUUAUAAUAUAUAUGUAGCUAAUCUAUCGAUUAUUAGACAUAUUCUUAAACUGUCUGAGAAAUCGUUUUACCUGAUCCACCGGUACUCAUGAUCUUGCAAUAAGGCAAGAAUUACGAUUUGCUUACCGAUCUAUUUUAUUGUAAAAUACCCAAGUGAAAAAUAAAAAAUACGUAGUGAUACCUCUUAAGGUAGGGAACUUGUUAAAUGGUGUACGUUAACGACACAAUUGUACGUAUCAUUUUAAUGUAUAUUUUUAAUAUGACGAUAAAAAAAGUAUGCAUAAGUUACACUCACAUACAGGCAAAUACGUAUUUGAUGUGUAUGCUCUUGAUUGGGGCACAACUGAGAUCAAUAUGGAACCAAUAACAUUUUAAAUGAUAAUAUAUAUGUUUUAUUCUCUUGUUAAAGCAUUUUGUCAAUUUUAACCUGUUAAUCAAAUUAAUUAAAAAAUUAUUCUUUUAUUUAUUGUUAUAUAUUAUAUCUAAUGUUAAAUAUUUGAUAAUCCAUUGUAAUAAUAAUGGAUAAAUAUGAAGUGAUACCAUUAGUAUCAGUUUAUUCUUGAAAUUUGAAUAUCUAUCUAGGUUAAAUUAGUUAAAUUGAUUUAAGAAAAAAAUAAUAAUUUCAUGUUCUUUAAUAUUGAUCGAACGAUUGUGCCUUAGCAAGAGUUGAACAAAAAAUAUCGUAGUGUCGACGAUUAUAUUAUAGUUGAAAACUCGGAGACUAUAAUUGAAAUUGUUGGAAUGCUGUGAAACGAAAUGGACCAUCUUUUAGAAUGCAUUAAAUUAUAGAAUAUACAGGAAUUUAAAAAAAAAGAAAAAAAGAAUAUAGAAAAAUAUAGGAAACCAGAGUUAGAGCCUUUUUUGUACAAGAACAAAAUUGUUGGACAACAAACCAUUUUUAUUGGCCGCGUGUGAAACUCAAUGGAUGCUCGCUUCGAUUUUUUAAAUAAUUUCUUCUUAUUCUUCUUUUUCUGUUUUGUUUUUCUCAUAAAACAUCCGUGGAAAAAGAUGAAUUUUAUAUAUAACUAUAACUAAUUAUAAUCGUUUUAAACAAGAGAAUAAUUUUCUAUAUAUUCGAAAUUUUUUUCAAACGUUUUAUCACGAUCACAUCAUCAUAACUAUUGAAACAUGAAAAUUGAAAUGAUUCGAUGAUCCUACACAUUCGAAUAUAUUUAAAGUUUUUUUCGUCAUAUUUUAAUGACACUGCUAAUUUAAUAUUUUUUUAAAUUAGAAAUAUAUAUAUAUAUAAUGCAAAGAAAAGUGUUGUAAAUAUAUAAAAAAAAUUUAGUUAACGGAUCGAUUUAUUAACCUUUGGUGCCUUUGAAAACGAAUCGUUGUGAACUAUUGGGAACCAAUCGUUUUUAACAAUCCUUUUUAUUCAAAAUAUUACGAAAUGAUCUAUUUAUUCCGCAAAAAAUUGUAAAACUAAGAAAAGCCAUCGUACAAUUUUUUGAUUAACUUAUAGAAAAUAAGACUUUUCUUAAAUAAAUAUUAUUUAUUUAUCAUUUAAAAUGAAAGAAAAAAUAAAAGAUCGAACAUAGAUUUUCAUAGUUUUUCUUGUAAAAUAUUACAUAAAAAUAUAAAAAAUAGUUAAUAUUUUGUAAUAUAACCAAGCUCAUCUAUAAAACAUGAUUUUUAAUGAUAAAAUAAUAGUACUAAUAAAAAAAAUAUUAAAAAAUUUUUAAAAUUCGAGAUUAUUUAUUUUAUUUUAUUUUUUUACAAUCUCAAAUUAUCAUAAAAUAUCUUCUUCUCUUUCGAUCGUUCUUUGUGUAGAGAUCGAUCGCAAAAAAUCGAAUCGAGUAUCCAAUAAAUGGAUAUUAUAACUUGAAUUUAAAAUUAAAACAAAAUAAAAUCGACAUGAGUGUGUAUAUAUAUAUAUAUAAAUGUAUAACAUGAUCAAUAAGAUAAUACAUGGUACAAGUAUCACUUUUUGAGAAAAUGAGUAUGAUUAAUUAAAAAAGAAAUAGAAAAUAAUGUUAGAAGACAUGGAAAGCUGAAUUAAUUAAUAUGAAAAUAUAAAUGUACUAGCCACAACUGUCAUUAUAGAAUAAAAGUGAAUCUAAUGAUAAAAUUGAAUAAUAUACAUAAAAUAUAUAUGUAUAUAUAUAUACGUAUGUAAAAGUAAAUUUAAAAAUACUGAACAUAUCUAUAAUGCCAUGUAACAUCACAUUUUUAAAGAUAAAACUCAAGAAUACCGCCAUUUUAUUAUUUACUAUCAACCGUGUUUAUUAUCGAAAUUUCUCGUCUAAUCGAUUGAUCGAUAUUAUUUUUUUUUUGAAAUUGUCUUUAUAAUAUAUAAAAAUAAAAAAAUAUAUUAGAAAGAUAGAAGAAAUAAUAAUAUAUAUAUAUAUCUAUAUAUAUAAUACAUAUAAAUAUAUUAUAUAUUUUUUAUUUCUUCUAUUUCUUAUAUCUUCUAAUAUAUUUUUUUUUUUUAUAAAUACAUAUAUAUAUAUAUAUAUAUAUAUAUAUAUAUAUAUAUGUAUGUAUGUAUAUAUAAAACAUAAUGAUCCUUGAUUCAAAGGAAUUCUCAUUUUUAUUUUUCAAUCAAUCGAUUGAUCGAUUAGUUGUUUUAAGACACACGGAACGUGUGUGUAUGAUAAUUAUUAAUAUACUUUUUAAAUAUUAUUACGUAGCGAUAUGCUGUUAUUUGUACGAUAUAUAUAUAUACAUAAAAAAACGGAAAAGUAUGAAAAUCUUUACGUUGUACUAUUAACAAAUAAACAAACAAAAAAAAGAGCGGCCCAUUUAAACAUUUUGAGCGCAAGGUACAAUGAAGAAAAAAAUAAGAAAGAAAAAAAGAAAAGAAAUAUAUAAAAGAUUUUAACAAUAGAAAAAAAUAACAAACAUUGUAUAUGUAAUUAUACUGAAGUUAAAAGUAAUCGCGUAACGUGCUAUAUAGAUCUUAUUAUUAAACAGACAAACAGAAAAAAAAACAGAAAAAAUAUAUUAUGGCGUAUUAUAAUGUUGUGCAUUUAAGUAGACAGUGAUAAAUCUGCGAAGACAGAAAUGAAAGUAGCUUUUUUUUUAUUUAUUUGUUAUUAUCGUUCUCUCUCUCUCUCUCUCUCUCUCUCUCUCUCUCUCUCUCUCUCUCUCUCUCUCUCUCUCUCUCUCUCUCUCUCUCUCUCUCUCUCUCUCUUUCUCUCUCAUAUAUAUAUAUAUAUAUAUAUAUAUAUAUUAUAAUAAUAUCAAUUUGUGACAAGGAGAGAAAUUGAUUUGUUUUGCAUGUAUUUUUUUUUUCUCAAUUUUUGUUUAUCCUUUUUGUUUCUUUUUCUUUCUUUUUUUGAAGUUUCUUCUGAUAACAUUCUGUAAGUACCAAAGAUUCAAUUGAUCAAAAUUUGUAAUUCGUUAAUCACGUUGUUAUCAAGACUAUUAUAUAUCCAUAAAAAUUUGCGAGAUGAUUCCAUUAAGAUGAAGGAUAUAUACUUGUUCGUUUAUUCAUUAAUAAUGCACGUCAAAAAUACCCCAUGCUGAGAAUGGUACAAUAAUGGACACACCUGUAUAAAAAUGGUACCGGCAAUUGUCGCGUAAAAAUCGGGCACAUGCAAGUUACUUUUUUCUUCUUAAUAUCAUUCGUAAAGAAAUUUUUAAUAUGUAAGAAUAAGGGAUUAAAAAAUAAUAACAGAAUUCAAUCUAUUAUAAAAUACUUAUUAUUAUUGAAUUAGUUAAUAGUAUAUAAAGUAUAUGUUUAAAAUUAAUUUAUUUGCUUUUUAUAAUUAAAUUUUAAAAAGUUUUUAAUAGACUCUUUUAAAAAAAAAUUGAUUUCACUUUAAUAUAUUCGCAAAUAUUUUUUAUUUUCAGUUCCUUGAUUUAUCAAUUAAUAUAAUUUGACCAUAUUCUAUGUUGAUAAAAAAAAUAGUAGAAUUAACAAAAAUUUGAAAGUGCUUGCAAUUACUCGAUUUAAACGUAACUAGUUUAAACGUUAUUUCGUUGGUGCUCGAAAUAUCCGGUCGUUGUUACAUGUUAUAUUAUUGUCAAUACAGUAUAUGAAGAAUAAUAAUUAUCAUAAAUCCUUUUAAAGAUCCAUCAUUUAUCGUUAUCGAUUGAUCAUUACUAUCUACUAUUAUUAUUACUACAAUCACUAUUUAUUAUUAUUAUCAUCAUCAUCAUCGUCAUCGUCAUCGUCAUUAUCAUCAUCAUCAUCAUCAUUAUCACCAUCAUCAUUAUCAUUAUCAUUAUCGUUAUCGUCGUCGUCGUCGUCGUCGUCGUCGUCGUCGUCGUCGUCAUCGUCAUUAUUAUUGUUAUUGUUAUUAUUACUAAUAAUGAUCAUAAUAACCAUACGGAUUAUAUCGCCUAUUGCUCGGUCAAUGAUAAUGAUUUUUGUCUGAAGUUAAAAUGUAUUAUUUCAAUAUUUUCUUUUUUUCCUCCCAACUCUUAAACUUUUAUCAUACAUACACGUUAUACAAACGUAUAUAGACAUGUUUAAUUAUAGAAAUAUACAAACAUAUGCACGCGUGCGCACGCAUAGAACAUUGUAAACACAUUAUGAUUAUAUUUCAGCUAUCAGCAUAAUGAUAUCGUAUUUCUUAUAGAAUACAUUUUUUUGGUUUUUAUAUUUGGCAACAUUUUAUUUAAGUAACAUUCAAGCAUGUGCGAGUCAAUUGAUUUGACAUAAGAUUAAUUAAAACUAUUUUAAGAUUUGAAAAAUAAUGAUAUAAUAAUAUAUAAUUAAUAUAAACUUAAAUAAUAUAUAAUUUAAUAUAAACUUAAAUAAUUAGACUAUUAUUGUUUAAAAAUUUAACAAAAAAUAUUUUUAUUUUUAAUGUAAUAUUUUUUUAUAGAAUAUUGAUAAUUUUGAAAAAAUUGAAUACAAAGAAGUCCGAGAAAAAAGCAGAAUAAAGUGUUAAGAGAAUAUAGAAAGAAUUUUAUAUAAUGUUUUAUUUAUAUGAAAAAAAAAUAUAGCACGUGCUUCAAGAAUGUUAAUAAAACACCUACUACAUAUAAUAUGUUAAAAAAAAAUUAAAAGUAUUUUAUAAAUUGUAACAUAAUUUGUACAGUCUAAUCUAUUUUUUGUAAAUUUAACUUAUUGCAAACAUUUUUCUUAAUGGUUAGAAAUCUUAAAUGUGUACUUCUUGACUCUACUUUUAUAUUUUACAUUUGAAUGAUUUUUAAACAAUUAAUUUGCAUAAAUUAUAAUCGUUUUUAUUUAAUGAUGAUUUUUUUUAAAUAAAUCGAUUGCAUCAAUCAACUGAUUUAUUUUUUGCACAAACAUUAUGUUAAAAUAUAUCAUUUCUUGAUAAGUAGAAAAAUAAUAUAAUUGAUAAUUAAAUAUUUUUUUAAUAAGGAAAAAACGAAAUUUUAUAAAAACAGAAUUAGUUCAAAUUCGAAUAUAAAUUUCUUCGAUAUAAUGUUGAGAGAUAUGUGUGGGAUUUAAAAAUCAUUGAUUUUCUAUUUAAAUGAUUGAUGUACGUACAAAAAUAUUCAUUAUCUACUCUUAAUGGAUUGUAACACACAUAUUUAUUUUAUUUUUUUUUUUUAAUAUAAAUAAAAAUUUUAAUUGAAAAUUUUUCUUUAAUUUUUUUAAAUUGAAUUUAAAAAGGAAUAAUUCUUUUUCUAAAUUCUAAUUCAUAAUAAAAAAUAUAUAUUUCAUAUGUUACAAUCCAAUGACAUAUAUUAUUGAUAGAAAAAUUAUCUAUUAUGUAAAUUGUAUUUUUAUUGAAUUACUAAACGUGUCCGAAUUUUGUAAACAUUUUAAAAGAUAUCAAAAGAUAUAUAAUAUUUUUGAUUUUUUUUUGUCAUUUGUUUUAGAAUAAAAAACAAAAAGUAAAAUUCGCACACGUUCCAAUAAAUAAUAUUUGUGGUAAAAUGUGACUAACAUUGUGGUGUAUGACUGUGUAAAUUCUGUCUAAAUUAUCUCAUGAUCACAUUUCAUUCAUUUUUUGACUAUCGACUUCAUGAAUGUUUUUUUAUUUAAUAUAUAUGUGUAUUCAUUGUUUGACAUUCCCAAUCAUGUCUGAAAAAUGAACAUAUGCAAAUUACUUACAAAAAUACUAUGUAUUUAUGCUUUAUUUUUUCUUUCUUAAAUACUAAAUAAUUACAAAAAACUCUUCUAAAAAAAGUCAAAUUUAAAAAAAUUUAAAUGCAAUAUUUUUUAUUUUAUUUUUUUUUUUAACUUAUAAAAAUUUUUUUUUAUUCUUUUCUUUUUUUCUUUCUGUUUCUCUAUCAACAGAAACACUCAUACUCUUUAUGUAAAAUAUCGCACCGCAAUGUUGAAAUCAUAUUACUGUGUGUACAAUCCAUACCUGUUGAAUGUCGCUCAAUCAUCUAAUUUCGAUAUUUCUUGAUCUCAAAACUCUUUCAAUUUAUUGAUUUUCUAACUAUAAAUCUUUCUACCAUAUUUGUAAACUUUGCACAUGUAUACAUACGCAUAUAUACACGAACACAUUCUUAACGAACAAUGUAUGUAUACUAUUGUGUAAUGGGUAUAAGGAGACACGCAAAGAAGCGAUAAAAAACACACAAAUACGCAUUUUUUGCACCGACGUACUAACACAACUUUCAUUGUGACGUCCACUAAUGUAAUUUAUACGAUCGUGUAUAUAUAAAAUCAGUAUUGCUUUUAUUAUUUUAUUUUGUUUAUGUGUACUAUAUAUAUAUAUGUGUGUGUUAAUUGAAUUUUUUUAAAUAUUGCGCAGAAAAAUUAUGUUAGAGUUACGGUAUUGCUAGUAUUGCUAUCAUUUUUUAUUUAAUUUUAUUAUAAAAUAAAAAUAAUAAUUUUGGAAAAAAUUAAGAUAAUUGGAAAGUAACUGAAAUAUAUUUUUCAAGAUUAUUUUUAUUGAUCAUAAUUACAAUACAAAUUUUACAUCCGAUAGUAAAAAAUCUUAAGUAUUGAUAAUAAUUUAAUAUUGAUACAGAAUAUUUCAAUUAUAGAACUCAUCUUGAACAUAUUUGCUAUUUACGCUUUUUAAAAAUAAAAUGAAAAUUUAAUAUAAUUUAAUGGUUAUUAUUGUUUUAAUCAUAUUGUUAUUAAUUAUAGAACAAAAUAUUUUAUGAAAAUAUAUUAUCUAUAGAUUUUGAAAUUUUAAAAGAGAAAUUUAUAUAAGAGAAAUUUAUAUUGAAAAAAAUUAAAUUAUGAUAAAAAAAAAUAAAAUUUUUGUAAAAACAUUUUUCAUAUUGUUAAAAAUACUUUUUAAUAAAAAUAUGCAUAUUGAAAUGUUCACGAUUGAUAAGACAUACAAUUCUGGUAGUUUUUUAAUGUAAAACAAUUAUAUAAUAUAAAAGUCACGAAUCAUUCUUAAAUAAAUCUAGAGAUUUUCAAUAAUAAGUAAAUAAUGCAUAAAACAACAAAAUAUUUUAUAUAUGCACGAUCGUAUUUUAUCCUUUGUAGAAAUGCCUUAUUGUCACGUGCCUCGAUUAAUAAUUAAACUGUUCACCUGCUUACCAAUUACUUGUUAGUGUACGUAACAAGAAAUAUGUACGUGUAAUAUCGCGUUAUUCUUUGUACUGCUCUUGUAAAUAUAUUCUAAACGAUUACUGUCA
Molecule: messenger RNA, 12969 nt
Organism: Apis cerana (Asiatic honeybee)
Lineage: Eukaryota; Metazoa; Arthropoda; Insecta; Hymenoptera; Apidae
Gene: Mef2
Product: myocyte enhancer factor 2
Biological process (GO): positive regulation of transcription by RNA polymerase II; cell differentiation
Molecular function (GO): RNA polymerase II cis-regulatory region sequence-specific DNA binding; protein dimerization activity; histone deacetylase binding
Source: RefSeq, a predicted model, not a curated record